GCAGACCGUACGAUGGUGGCAGCUCGAGAAUCCAUGAAAAGGGACUGAUCACCCGGCCAAGGGCUGGGCUGCUUCAACCACCCGCCCUUCCCACACAAGCCCCACCGUCAAGUACCGACGCCACGCACACGUGCCCCAGAUACCGUAAACCACCAAGAUGCCUUUCUUCACACGUCGUGAGCCCGAAGAGGAGCUCCCGCCUCCCGAGCCUCAGUAUGAGGAGGAACCACGAAAGAGGGGUGGCCUCCUCGGCUCCCUCCGCCGUGACCCCUCCCCAACACCAACCACUUCCACCCAAGCGACCGACUCUACGCGUCGCACAUCCAGCACCUAUCGCACGAGCCCCACGCACAACGACGGCGCCAGCAGCAUUUUUAGCCGGUCGACGUCAACAAGGACAGGCCACAGCGGCCUCCUGCGCAAAUUCGGGGCAAAUGAGGAGCUCGAUCCUUCCAUAGUCCAGGCGCGCGAGAGGAUGAUGAGCGCCGAACUGGCAGAGAAAGAAGCCGAUCGCGCUCUGGAACUUGCGCGGCGGGAGGUCAAAGACGCCCGCGAAGAGAUGAAAAGGCUUGAAUUCGAGGCCAAGGAGGAGGCCCGGCGAGCUAAAAUCAAGGCAUACCAUGCCAAGGAAGUAUCUAAGCGUGGCAAGGCUCUUGGGCGUCACGACCUACGAUGAUUUUGUGAAGUCAACUGCCCAGAUGAGGAGCAACCAAACUCCUGCAAAUGAUAAUUUGGAAAUCUUCAUGACCUACAAACUUUUAAAACUGCGCGUUGCUGUCAAAUUCUUCGUCACAAAAGCAGGAGUUAGGAGAAGGACUCAAUAACAUUCAAACUAUCUACCUAA
Molecule: messenger RNA, 844 nt
Organism: Diaporthe batatas
Lineage: Eukaryota; Fungi; Ascomycota; Sordariomycetes; Diaporthales; Diaporthaceae
Exons: 2
Coding region: 158-676 (172 amino acids)
Source: RefSeq, a predicted model, not a curated record